CACCAUCCCGCAUACGGCAUACCUAGGGUUUUGUAUCUCCCAUUUUUUGCUUGCUAACCUUCCUCAGGCGCACCACCAACCAAAAAACCUAUCAAUUUUACUCACAAAAUCAAUCCAUUUUCCUUUGAUUUUGGCUAUCAACAUGAAUCGAACCACACCAAAUCCAAACCCAGACUCUUUCCAUACCAUGCUAAAAGAAUCCAUUGACCGAUUUUUUAUUGAAUACCGGAAAGGCUCAACCGAUUUUUCAAAUUUCACCUGCAUAUUCUCCCGCCUUCUGCAAAAUUUACCCGAUCCACCACUUGAAAUCGUCUGGUUUUACGCCGCUUUGACUUUCCGGACAACGGAAUUUACCGCCGGAAACUCUUCAAACCAAGUCUUAUUAGCUAAGGACUUGUUUCAGCUGUUGGUUUCCUGCUCUUCUUCUUGUAAUGCGGUUAAGAAAAUCGCUGUUCUUGCUCCCGUCAUCUACGAACUGCACAGUGCAGUUUCUGAAGGAAAAAAUUUGACAAAAGAGAUUGAGAGUUUAGUUGAAGUGAUUGUUAGCUAUAUUAGCAUUUGUUCUGGCUCCAAUUUUUGCGAAAAUGAGGAAUUUAGGGCUUUGGAUUCUUGUUUUAUGGAUUUGAUACGCGUUUGGGUUGUUGAAAAACUUGGGGAGAGUUGUAAGUUAGGCGAAGAGUUGAGAGUGUUUUUUCCGCUUGUUUGUGAUGGAAUUCUCGAAGGAAUUACGGAUUGUGAGGGAUGUGAAGUUGGAUACUUAGCUGGGAUUGUCAUGAGUCAUACUUUCUUAUUGAGAUUGUGCUUGAAGUUUCGAUUAGGGAUUUCAAGGGCAGAGUUGGAGACAGAAUUACGUGGCUCGGCAAUUCAGACGGUAACUGCAUUUCGAAGCUAUCACUUCAUUGACACCAUUCUCAGGAUGCUGCUAGAGCCAGUCUUAUCUGUCAUCUCCUUAUUGAAUUCUGAAGAAGAAUUUAUUUUGCGAGAAAUCCUGUAUGAUACUGCAAUAAUGGCAGAGUAUUCCUUCCUUGGCCCUCAAAAGGGGAAUCAUCUACCUGAUGGACGCUUAAAAAAUCUUGCUACAACAUGGUUGUUUGUUGCUGACAGUGCCAUACGAUUUCUCUGGAAAAAUGGUAAACAGACCAAAGUCUUUUCCUAUGUACAAGCUUUCACUGCAUCGUGUUUACCAUCUCAAUUGAUCAAGUGGAUUAUGAGUCUGCCCGGCAUGCAGAGCAAAACAAGUACACCAAAUGUUUCAAAUCCUAUAGCUCUUAUCAAGUGGCUAAUGAUUCUUGAGGAUCAAGGUGUAAGAGUAUUUGAUACUGACAUCUCCAAGAUCUGUGCAAAAAUUAAGUCAGAUGGCAAGAACUUGGUGGAAAAUAAUUUCUCUUAUGGUGGUAAUGUGGGUAAGGGGGCAGAAAAAGUUGAUAGUGAUCUAGAGAUGGUUGAUUUUGAUGACACUAAGUCCUUAGGUGGUGGUGGUGUAGUUCUGAAAGCAAUAGAAACUAAUGGGACAAGGAAACGCAAAGAAGGGAGAAAGCAUGAAGCGGAUAAACAAGUUAAGUUCGUUAAAUGUCAUCUUAAUGGCAAUUCAAUGAAGGAGAAGAUUUUACCAUUGGAAGACACUGAUGCUUUGACUAGUGGGAGUGAGGUAGAUGAUCCAGCGUCUGAUGAAAACACAGAAUAUAUGGAGCCAUAAUAUUGGUUGGAAGUAGAAAUGGAAAUCUGAAGAUGGUAUUUAUCAGUGAUUGUAGUUUUAUGGCACCUAUGCAUCCGCCGAGAAUGGGAUAUAUCACUUUUUCUGUUGUAGCUUGAUUUCCCGUGUGAUGCUUUCUCUGAUGGAGACCACAAUGCUAGAGGACAAAGUUUCGGCCACCAACUUUCUGUGGUAAUGCUUGGUGGAUUUAUGCCAUUCAAAUUGGAAAGCUGCCGAUGAAGAAUUAUGCUGCUGAUAAAGAAUUUAGGCUUAGAUGUCUGUUUCCAUACGAAAACUCAAAGUUAUGUCUACUAUUUAAUGUAUGAGCCUGUGAUCGUAGUCAGAAAUUGUCAUAUACCUGCAACUGGAACGUAUUUUUUACGUCCCAUGAUGGCUUUCGUCCUCAAUAUCUGUUCCUUUUAUGACCUUAAUUAUUCAGAAAUGUGAUGGAGUCUCAUGUGGUGUCCAACUUGGAAG
This is a messenger RNA of Manihot esculenta (cassava), 2170 nucleotides long. RefSeq lists its product as uncharacterized. The record is from RefSeq and is a predicted model, not a curated record. The coding region runs from base 143 to 1696 and encodes 517 amino acids. Lineage: Eukaryota; Viridiplantae; Streptophyta; Magnoliopsida; Malpighiales; Euphorbiaceae. The transcript has 5 exons.